Messenger RNA from Medicago truncatula (barrel medic), 579 nucleotides. Its product is annotated as glucomannan 4-beta-mannosyltransferase 9-like. Gene Ontology annotation, molecular function: mannan synthase activity. Bases 1 to 579 code for a protein of 192 amino acids. The transcript has 4 exons. The record is from RefSeq and is a predicted model, not a curated record. Gene Ontology annotation, cellular component: Golgi apparatus. Lineage: Eukaryota; Viridiplantae; Streptophyta; Magnoliopsida; Fabales; Fabaceae.
AUGGAGAUUGUCACAAGCAAGAAAGUGUCUUUGUUGAAGAAGCUACAUAUUGUUUACAGUUUUUUCUUUAUUCGAAAGAUUGUGGUGCACGUACACACAUUUGUGUUCUAUUGCAUAUUGUUACCUGCAACUGUUAUGGUUCCUGAGGUUGUGGUCCCUAAAUGGGGAACUGUUUAUGUCCCUUCCAUCAUCACCCUUCUUAAAGCUGUUGGAACACCAAGGUCAUUCUAUUUAGUUAUCUUUUGGGUUCUCUUUGAAAAUACCAUAGCUCUACAUCGAACAAAAGCAACAAUUAUUGGUCUGCUAGAGACUAGUAGAGUGAAUGAAUGGAUUGUCACUGAAAAACUUGGAGAUGCUCUCAAGGGUAAAGAUGGUGGUAAAGAACUCAAAAAGCUUCGAUUUAAAAUUGUAGACAGGAUUCACCUGUCAGAACUUUUUGUUGGAUUCUACCUUCUAUUUUGUGGUUGCUAUGAUCUUAUGCAUGGGAAAAAUCAAUUCUUCAUAUUCUUAUACAUUCAAGCUAUUGCUUUCUUCAUCCUGGCAUUUGGAUACGUUGGCACUUUUGUUUCUAACUCCUAG